UCUUACACACAAGACGUCAGUCACUUAAAUAAACUCAUAUGUAACAACAACGUUAAAAUUCUCGUAAAAUAUGAUAAAUUAUGUUAACAUACUUCACCGUUGUCGUUGUAUGUUAAAUUGUUGUUAGUUUCAUUGGUGUUUAAUAUUGUUGUGCGAGUGUUAUUAUUAUCAACAAUUUUGAAAUAUCUGCCGCAAUAGAGUGCGCGUGCGCGAUGCGCGGGCGCGCGCCCAAGUGUCGACGCUUGGCGAUCUUUUUGAUCGCUCUCUGCGCAGGCGCGGCGCUCGCAACUGCGCUCGCAUGGAACUCUAUCUUCGAAUCUGCAUUUAAUUCUCAAAUUAAAUUAUCGCCUCAUUCACGAGCCUACAACGACUGGGUGGCGCCCACUGUGCCGCUGUCCUUCGACGUGUAUCUCUUUAACUGGACCAACGCGGAACGGUUCCCAGAAGAAAUACCAGAUUUGGUACAAUUGGGACCAUACCGUUUCCGUGAACACCGACGUCACGUGAACGUGACAUUUCACCCCCAGAAUCACUCCGUGUCGUACCGGACUCAGCGGAGCUGGUACUUCGACGAGACCAGCAAUGGCACCUUACAGGAUAACAUUACUAUGCUCAACGUUAUUGCAGCCUCAGCUAUCUACCGAUCUCGAUAUUGGGGCUUCCUAAGACAGAAGGGCUUGUCUAUGGGAUUGGCAAUGUUUGGCCACGGUAUGUCCAUUUCAAGGCUUGCUGGAGAGCUUCUCUUUGACGGCUACGAAGAUCCACUCCUGGAUCUGGCGAAGAGUCUACCAUCGAGUACCACUGGUGGAGCGCCACCUGUUGACAAAUUUGGAUUAUUUUACGAGAGAAAUAACUCAAUGGAUACAGAAGGUCUUGUGGAGGUGACGACGGGGGAGGUGAGCGGGACUUUGCCAGGACAAAUACUCAGAUGGAACAACUAUGAAAGUUUACCCUUCUAUACUGGAGACUGCGCUAAGAUAACAGGAAGCGCGGGAGAGUUUAUGCCACAUAAUCUUACUGAAGAAGGAUCGCUCACGAUGUUUGUACCGGAUUUGUGCCGAACAGUCAACUUGGAGUAUGAAAAAAGCGGCUAUCUUGACGGCCUUCCCUAUCAUAAGUACACUAUGACUGAUAUCAGCUUUGACAAUUCAACAAGAACGCCAGUUAAUUCGUGUUUUUGUAAUGGUGAUUGUGGGUGGGGCGGUCUGAUGAACGUCUCCGCGUGUCGUUACGGCAGUCCAUCCUUCCUGUCUCUCCCACAUUUUCUGCACGGCGACCCGGAGCUGAGGGAGAAAGUGAGAGGAAUGAAUCCCGAUCCAGAACUACAUUCUUUCUAUUUCGCUAUUGAGCCUAGACUCGGGGUGCCGUUGGACGUCGCUGGGAGAUUUCAAUACAAUGUGUUCAUUGAACCUUGCCCUAAUAUAGCUCUCUACGAAAAUGUUCCCAAAAUGAUGUUUCCAAUAUUUUGGGUCGAGCAACAUGUGCGAGUGAGCAGCGAGGUGACGGCCGAGCUGCGCACGGUGCGCGCCGUGCUGGACUGGGGCGGCACGGUGUGCGCGUGCGCCGCGCUGCUGUUCGCCAGCCUCGUGGUGCUCGCCACGUGCUGCACCAAGAAGUCUCAGUACACCAAACCAGAGGAGAUCAUCUCGGAAAAGCCUAAAGAUGAAGCUGAAAUAAAAUUAACCUCAAUCUAACUGACAAUUUCUAUAAAAAAGUCUAAAACAAAUUUGCUUUUCAUCAGUGCCAGCUGUAGCCGUUUAGCAGAGUAGAGCAUCACUUUUGGCAGCUUUUUCCCAUCCAUAUCAGUGCCAUAGUCACAUAGACUUGACCUUUAAACCACGCGUGUCUAACUCAUCUCCUUAUCACUAUAUCUAGUAAUAAGCUUGUAAGACCAUGGACAUUGGAAUUCCCACAGUUCCACACACAUGUACAACAUACGAUGCGAAUUAAUUCUCAUCGCAGCAGCUAAUCGAUUUUGUGUCAUGACUAUCUGUCGCGGCUUUUGGACUACUUCCAUUAGUAAAGUUAAUCUAUUGAAUGGUUACCUUCAUUAGGAACAUGACAAAUUAAACGACAAUAUAGUUAUAGAAUUUAGAUAUUUUAUAUUAUUGAAACUUUAUGCAAUGCUUUGUUAUUGUUGGCAAUGAAGCUUUAUUUAAUUGUACAUAAUUAACUGAUACCACAUCUCGACAAUAUACGACAAGUAAUAUUCUUGUCGUGUAUUGUCGAUAAGUACAUAUUAUGUAAUCGAAAACCGUUUCAAUGAAGAUGCAUUCCAAAAUGGACUCCUAUGAAUAAUAUGCAUGAGUGACAUCAACGAUAAUUAUAAGUAGAAAAAAAUAAAAUAGGUAACUAUAUAAAUAAUAUAACAAUAUAAGGUAUUUAAAUCUCUUAAUUUUCGUCCGUGACUAAAGGGAUGUAACGUUAAUGUUGGAGAGUAAUACGUAUGAAAAUAUAUAUCAUUUUUUGAUUGACUUAAGUGCUUUGUGCAAGUCUGGGUACAUCCUAUACUUCAAUUAUUCUAUAUAACUAUAUAACUAAACACUUAUGGUUUUUAUUUCUGUGUUCUAGCUUAAAGAGUGAUUGAACUGGUUGUUCCAAACACAAGGGAUAUAAGAUCUUAAAUCCCACUAUUGGCCAAAAUAUCAGGAUUGGGAGUGUUUCCUACAGUGGAAAUGUCUUUGGUGCCCACCAUGUAAAUAUUUCUAACAUAUGGCCUAAAUAUUUGCGUUAAAUUAUAUAAAGAUAGACACCUUCAAGUUAAUAAUUGCAUUUUUUUAAAUUUACUAUUUGCUAUGAAAAUUGUGUCAGGCACUGUUUUUUUUUUAUUAAAUAGGAUUACCUAUUAUAUAUAUAUAUACUUAAAAUAGGCCGGACGAGCAUAUGGGCUACCUGAUGGUAAGUGGUCACCAACGCCCAUAGACAUUGCUAUUGUAAGAAACUUUAACCAUCGCUUACAUCGGCAAUGCGCCACCAACCUUGGGAGAUGUUCGAGUUAAAGAAACUUUGUUUGUUAUUUGUUUGUUAUGACCUUUGUGCCUGUAAUUCCACUGGCUAACUCACCCUUCCAACCGGAACACAAUAAUAACAAUUACUGCUGUUUUGCGGUAGAAUAUCUGAUGAGUGAGUGGUACCUACCCAGAAGAGCUUGCACAAAGCCCUACCACCAGUUAAGUUGAAUACUCUUAUAUUCUGUAGUAUUAAGAAACUUAUUUGUUAUGUGAGUGAAAAAUAUGUUGAAUUUAACAAGUAUUGAUGAAUUUUAAACUUGAUUUCAAGAUUGAUAUUAUUUUGUAAGUUUGGUAUUUAAGCAGAAUGUGAUUGAGUCAAUUCAAUGAUUACAAAAUUUGUUGACGAUUAAACUAAAAAUUGUAAUGUUUCACUAAAUUAGUUAGUAUUAGGUUAAACAGUUUUUUCUAAGUGGAUUGGUUAGACUUAUGUUAUAUAUUUAUAAGAAUUAAGUGUAUCAUUUGAAAUUCUCUAUUGUUUGUUUGUAAAAAAAACAUUAAUUUUAAGUAACGUGAGAUUUAGAUAUUAAUUAUAUAUCAAAUAAAUAUAUAAAGUAAUUAUAUAUAAAAUAAAUAUUAAUGUAUUUAUUUAUAAGUUCGUAGCAGUGUGGUGGUUGUUAUAAGUGAUAGGGUUGCCAUUUUCAAAAUAAUUUCAAUAUGGUUCCUUAUUACAGGUUAAUUUAUAAGAUAAAAAUUACACGUAACACAAAAUAAAUUAUGUUGCUACGGAUUAUAUUAUAAAUUGUUCUAUGUUUUGUGCGAGCGCCUAAUAGAUCUAUAACAGCAAAACAACAACGUUGUUUAUUUGAAUAACACAUACAGUAUAAAAUCUAUGUAUUUUUGUAAGAUGUUUUAUCUUUGAUAAAAAGGUAAUUUUAUGAUGAAACAGUGAUAUUAUUAAUAUUAAAAUAUUUGUAAGCUUUC
This is a messenger RNA of Nymphalis io (European peacock), 3932 nucleotides long. RefSeq names its product protein peste-like (gene SCRB4). The record is from RefSeq and is a predicted model, not a curated record. Gene Ontology annotation, cellular component: cytoplasm; membrane. The transcript is spliced from 10 exons. Gene Ontology annotation, molecular function: scavenger receptor activity. Bases 213 to 1694 code for a protein of 493 amino acids. Lineage: Eukaryota; Metazoa; Arthropoda; Insecta; Lepidoptera; Nymphalidae.